ACCAAUUAUCUUCUCCUUAUCAUCGCCGCCGGUGAACCAGAAAAAAUGACAGCUUUAGUAUGAGUUCAAGAGGAAAGCGGGAGAGGGCGGCGACACCGCCGUCGAUCCCUCUCCGCAAGAGGCUUCGCCGCCCGCCGGUGACGGAAGCGCCCGAUGAAAACGACGAGGGAACGGCGAAGAGGGUCCCGUCGUCUUUGGUGGUGGUUACUGGGCUCCCAGCGGACUGCACGGUGCUGGAGCUCAAGUCCCGGAUGGAGAUGUAUGGCCCCGUAUCCCGCAUCCGCAUGGACGCUGAUGGCUCCGGGCACGUCACCUUCCGCUCAUCCACCGCCGCUGAGGCCGCCGUCUCCGCCGCCCUCAACCCUGACUUCGGCGUUCUCGUUCGAUCCCAGCGAGUGCAAGUAUGCCGAGGAACUGAUCCUUCAGUGCAAUGGAGAAUAGGUGUUCAAGUUUCUUCAACUUCCAGGCUACUCCGAGCUGAAAAACCCUUGAGCAAAUAUGGUAGAAGCAACAAAAAACUUGACAUUGGUGCAAAGAAUCCCACAAAUACAUCAGAGUUGCCUUCAAAGGGCAGGGAGAUUGUGGCUUAUGACGAUAUAUUUUGAAAAGGAAACAGGUCGACGAAUGCCUCCCAUGUACCCUCAGCUCUGUAGCUUCCUGACAAAAUCCUUGUCGAUAAUUUAAUAUAAUUAUUUGUUAAUGAAUAUCCUAAGCAAGGCGGCAAAACUUAAUCGCCGUACCAUUGUUUGUUAAAAGACAAGAUAUGCCUGGUAUUGUAACAUUGCUUUCACAUAAAAGUCCAGAAAUUUGGUUCA
Messenger RNA from Dioscorea cayenensis subsp. rotundata (Guinea yam), 815 nucleotides. RefSeq lists its product as uncharacterized. NCBI's taxonomy places the organism in Eukaryota, Viridiplantae, Streptophyta, Magnoliopsida, Dioscoreales, Dioscoreaceae. The transcript has 2 exons. The record is from RefSeq and is a predicted model, not a curated record. The coding region runs from base 60 to 605 and encodes 181 amino acids. Gene Ontology annotation, molecular function: RNA binding.